UAGUUGAUUUGAUAGUUGGUUUGGUAAAAGAAGUUUGUUAGUUGUUUUAAAUAAUUGAUAAAAAUAAAUAAAUUUACAUUAAAGUGAUAGAGAUAUAUUAGUUUGUUUACGUCACAUGCCUAUUGAAAUGUAUGCAUUUUGUUUUUCUGUUUACUUAAUUUUUAUCUCCGAUCUUGUUUUUAAAUGUAUAUAUCCGUGAUAAACUAAAUAAAAGUUUUACAAGUCGAAGUAAAUGUUUUGUACUAACGUUGAAUAUUUUUAUUGAAUGAAAUAAUGUAUUAAACAACAAGCUAAUGCUGUGGAGAAAGUUAGUUUCCUUAACUGUGCUUAUUUAUUUACUUGUGUAAAGUACCAACCUAACCUAGGCACCAGUAGAAGGCACCAGAAGUGACGCAUUAAUAUCUCUUCCUCUUGUUGGCUUUCUUUAUCUCGCGUUACACAAAACCAAAAGAAAGUGUAAACACACACAAGAUCGCUCCACAAAACAAAUCAUCAGUAGUGAAAUUUCAACAAUUAAAGUAAAAAUAAAAAAUACACGAGGGAUAAUAAAGAUGCAAAGAAAAUAAAUGUUCAUGAAUCGAACUGUUAAAUAACGUCGAUAAGAUGUCCGGACCGAACAGCAACAUAUACAAAUUAAAUGGCAAUUUGAUAAACGAAAACUGUAGUGUUACUUCAUCUGGAAACGGUAAAAACCAGCAAACUCAACAUUUAAAGACAUACCAGCAAAACCAAAAGCAAGUAACAAAACAAAAAAGUGCCUCAGCCAAUUCCCAGCAGCCGGCAACAAACGGUCCUACGCAAAUUCAAACUUUGGCUACGGUACAUCAUCCAAUUGCUACAGUGCCACAAAUAACAAACAAUCAGUGUGUACAACACAUUCAUCAGCAACAACAAAGACCGACGAAGGGCGUCAUCGGCAUCGAACCGGCACAUACAAUUCCUCCGCGGUAUCAACCACCUCCACAACCUUCGAGUGGUAUUUUGAAACACCUUUCAGGUGGAAAAUCAAAUUUUUACCCAACUACAUCAUUAGAUCUAAGUGCAUCGCAUUUUAACAUAAAAUAUCCACCAGACAUUCCAAAGCUCUCGUCAGUGUUUGUACCAGAUUCAAUUAAGGCACAGGGCAAUUCAUCUCGAUUUAUUCAACAGCGAACUAUACCUCAACAUCGAGGUCAAUUAUUGAUUUCUACUUCACAAGAACAGGAUAAUCUUCUGCGUCUUCAGCAACAGCAGCAAGAAAUGCUUAAAUUUGUUAGGAAGUCGGAUCAGGAUUCAAAUACACAAACAUUAACUCAAACUGGCAUUCCAUCAAGUGCAAGAUUAACUUCGGAACAGAGUCGACAGCUGCAGCCCUUAAUAACAGAACUGCGAGCAUUGAAAGAAGCCAACCAAAGAUUGGUUGAUGACAACCAAGAACUAAGAGAUCUAUGUUGCUUUCUUGAUGACGACCGACAAAAAGGUAGGAAGCUUGCAAGAGAGUGGCAGCGUUUUGGAAGAUAUACAGCUAGUGUUAUGAGGCAGGAAGUAUCCGCAUAUCAGACAAAACUACGACAGCUUGAUGAUAAACAACAAGAGCUUAUUACAGACAAUCUUGAACUGAAGGAAUUAUGUCUUUAUCUGGACGAAGAACGAGCGCACAUUGCUACAAAUUCAGUUUGUGCCAAUUGUAGCACUCCAAUACGCGGGACCUUACGCGACGAUGGUGAUGGAAGCAGUUCCAGUACAAACGCAGACGAAACUAUAUCAGCUCUACGAAGUUAUGAGCGGCAAUAUCCGGAUAUGCAUUUGCGUUCAACACUAAACGAUCAAACCCUUCAAUACGUUCGGUCUUUAGAAAAAAGAAUUCAACAGUUGGAAGAAGAACGAAUAUCCAAUUCAGGAAAUGUUUCACAACGCACACCUGAACCUAUCCUUGGGAGACCGGAGGCCGUUAUUCGUGCCUUGCAAGUGCUGGAAGUACGAGAACAGUUGGAACGUGAUCGUUUUGGUAACAUAACUGGAAUGCCUAUAGAACAGAUGGACGAUGGAGAAAAAGCUAUUGUGAGAGAAAUGUGUAACGUUGUAUGGAGAAAAUUAGAGAGCAGCACAAAUGAACCCUCCAUGGAGGAAUAAAGUAGUUCAAAAUGUUGUAAAGUUUGAUAUACCUUUUCAUAAAUUACAAAUUAAUAUAUGUAUGUAUUUAUUUAUCAUCACUGCAUUACAAGAAAACUUUAAUAAUUUUGUAUGCCAAGCAGCCAAUAAAAAGAAUAAAAUUA
This is a messenger RNA of Eupeodes corollae, 2255 nucleotides long. RefSeq names its product coiled-coil domain-containing protein 85C (gene Ccdc85). The record is from RefSeq and is a predicted model, not a curated record. The transcript is spliced from 6 exons. Lineage: Eukaryota; Metazoa; Arthropoda; Insecta; Diptera; Syrphidae. Bases 604 to 2112 code for a protein of 502 amino acids.